AUGUCCAAGAGCAAUUGGAUCAAGUAUAUUCCCGCUGUGGAAAGGGCGAGCGAAGAGAUGAUUCUCGCCAUCCUCAAAGACGGCGAGCGAGGACAGAAACCCCUGAAUCCGUUGCCUUACAUGGCCGGAGUCGCCAACAAUCUCAGCUGGCUAAUUGCAUACGGGAAAAGUGUGACCGACAUGGGCGGAAGUUCGUUCUUUCGAGGUUUCUUCGACGCAUCACAGCAAGUCACAUCAAUCCGGUGGUCGACUCACCAGUGGACGGAUUGGGUCCCGCUUCGUCGUCUUUUUCCCAGUGUCCAUGUCACUCGAGCCAUCCAGGCAAAGGAGAAGCGAAAAUACUAUCUUGACAAAUUAUACGAUGCCAUGGUCCAGGAUAUUGAACAAGGUCAAGACGUCCACUGUAUUGGAGCAGAUGUCAUCUUGGACGAGAAGUCCCAAUUGACCAAAGAGGAUGUUCAAAGUGUUUGCGAAGGCAUGAUGCAAGGCGGCAGCGAGACCAUCGCAGCCACUCUUUCGUGUGGACUUGGUGCUCUUGCAACAGCCGAGGGACAGAAGAUCCAGAAGGAGGCAUACGAUGCCAUCUUUGCCGAGUAUGGCUCAGCCAAGGCGGCGUGGGACGCGGCGUUUCGCGAAGAGAAAGUCGAAUACGUGGUCGCCCUGUACAAGGAGAUGAUGCGCCAAUAUGUCGUGGUGCCACAAGGAGCCGGUAGAAUGACAGCCAAAGAUCUGCCCUUCCGUGGUACCGUGCUGCCCAAGGGUAUCCUCAUCUUUAUGAACCUCGAAGGGGCGAAUCAUGAUAAAGAAUGGUACGGCGAAGAUGCAGGGGAGUUCAACCCUAAGCGUUGGCUGACACGGGAGAAUUUGAUCAAUGACAAGGGCAACACUCCUCAUCUCGGCUAUGGAGCAGGGGCAAGAAUGUGUCCUGCGUGGGCCAUCUCGAAUCGAAUUUUAUAUGGUCUGUUGGUGCGUAUCAUCAUCAAUUUUCAGAUCACCCACACGCCAACAGCACCACCAAAUACUCAUCCGACCCAAUUCAACGUAACACCUAGAUCCUCGGUCGCUCGGCCGGGUCCCUGGGGGGCGAUAUUUACCUCCAGGUCGAAAGGGUCGAGCCUCGCCACGCACGAGACCGAUGACAUGCUCGAAGUGGUAGAAUAA
Molecule: messenger RNA, 1161 nt
Organism: Fonsecaea nubica
Lineage: Eukaryota; Fungi; Ascomycota; Eurotiomycetes; Chaetothyriales; Herpotrichiellaceae
Exons: 5
Coding region: 1-1161 (386 amino acids)
Molecular function (GO): heme binding; monooxygenase activity; iron ion binding
Source: RefSeq, a predicted model, not a curated record